GAAGCUUUCCCAUCCUGCACUGCUGCUCCUCGACGUUAUCCAACACACCAAGCCGAAUGUAGAAGGUGAGCUUCAGCGGACAAUCUGAUAGCGAUAUCAGACAGAUACGGUGACAGGCGCCCUUCAGCUCUCCAGCAUGAGCGGCAUGCGGACCAUGCUGACCUCUGCGAUCAUGGUGGGGGCGCUGGGGCUCGGCUAUGGAAUGUGGUCUGUGAUAGCUCCGGGAGAGGAGAGGCGGAGAGAGAUGAUCAAGAAUCUGCCCGAGUCAAACCCAUUGAGAAUGGAAGAGACGAGGCAGAGGAAUGCUCUGGUGAUGCAAGCUCUAAAGGAUGCUGCUGAAACCAGUGAGAAUCUUGCGAGAGGACUGGGACCUUCAAAGUAGACGGACUGUGUGGUUCUGAGACCUGCUUGCAAAGCCUUUACCCUGCAUACAUGCAGGCUGCAACCUGUGCAGAUAAAGACAGACAAUCCUUUGUGGUACAGAGAAGCCGUUGUGUGAUACUCUGUUGUCAUUGCACAUGAAAACAAUUGAGGUAAAUGUUAAAAUUGUUUAUUAAACUCUCCAAACAA
Messenger RNA from Pelmatolapia mariae (spotted tilapia), 570 nucleotides. Its product is annotated as ubiquinol-cytochrome-c reductase complex assembly factor 3. The record is from RefSeq and is a predicted model, not a curated record. The coding region runs from base 137 to 382 and encodes 81 amino acids. The transcript has 2 exons. Gene Ontology annotation, biological process: mitochondrial respiratory chain complex III assembly. NCBI's taxonomy places the organism in Eukaryota, Metazoa, Chordata, Actinopteri, Cichliformes, Cichlidae.